Molecule: messenger RNA, 3873 nt
Organism: Helianthus annuus (common sunflower)
Lineage: Eukaryota; Viridiplantae; Streptophyta; Magnoliopsida; Asterales; Asteraceae
Product: ribosome biogenesis protein BMS1 homolog
Exons: 16
Coding region: 104-3607 (1167 amino acids)
Biological process (GO): endonucleolytic cleavage of tricistronic rRNA transcript (SSU-rRNA, 5.8S rRNA, LSU-rRNA); ribosome biogenesis; maturation of SSU-rRNA from tricistronic rRNA transcript (SSU-rRNA, 5.8S rRNA, LSU-rRNA)
Cellular component (GO): nucleus; 90S preribosome
Molecular function (GO): GTP binding; U3 snoRNA binding; GTPase activity
Source: RefSeq, a predicted model, not a curated record
UGUAAGUUCCGAUAGUGAAGGGAUUGUAUCAGCUUUCACCGUCGCAAACCUUAAACCCUAAACCUCUCACGCCGCCGUCAACCACCGUGUUCUCACCGGCAGCAUGGAGCGAUCUCAGAAAUCUCACAGGUCUCGUCAAUCCGGCCCCUCCGCCAAGAAGAAAUCCGCUACUGAUAAGAAGAAACGCGAUAUCACCGAAGAGAAGAAGCAAAACCCUAAGGCAUUUGCUUUCAAUUCGACAGUGAAAGCUAAGCGUCUACAGUCGCGCGCUACCGAGAAAGAACAACGCCGGUUACACCUCCCGGCCAUUGAUCGUACCACAGGGGAACCUGCUCCUUAUGUUAUAGUUGUGCAUGGCCCUCCUCAGGUUGGGAAGUCUCUACUUAUAAAGUCUCUUAUUAAGCACUACACGAAGCAUAACAUAUCAGAAGUAAAAGGUCCAAUUACUAUCGUAUCUGGCAAGCAAAGGCGACUACAGUUUAUCGAGUGCCCAAACGAUAUCAAUGGGAUGAUUGAUGCCGCUAAAUAUGCUGAUCUUGCACUGCUGCUUAUUGAUGGAAGCUAUGGUUUUGAAAUGGAGACGUUUGAGUUCCUUAACAUAAUGCAAGUUCAUGGAUUUCCCAAGGUUAUGGGCGUGCUUACACAUCUUGAUAAAUUUAAGGAUGUUAAGAAACUUAAAAAGACAAAGCAGAGGCUUAAGCAUCGGUUCUGGACUGAGAUUUAUGAUGGAGCCAAAUUGUUUUAUUUAUCUGGUCUAAUUCAUGGAAAGUACGUCAAACGGGAGAUUCAUAAUCUUGCAAGGUUCAUUUCUGUUAUGAAGUUUCAUCCUCUUUCUUGGAGAACAUCUCAUCCAUACAUAUUAGUAGAUCGUUUUGAAGACAUCACGCCGCAAGAUAAAAUCUCCACAAAUAAAAAGUGUGAUAGAAACGUGACAUUAUACGGUUAUUUGCGUGGCUGCAACAUGAAGAAAGGAACUAAAGUGCAUAUCGCUGGUGUUGGAGAUCAUAAUGUAGCGGGCCUAACGGGCCUAGCUGACCCGUGCCCGUUACCUUCAGCAGCAAAAAAGAAGGGUUUACGUGACAAAGAGAAGCUGUUUUAUGCACCUAUGUCGGGAAUAGGGGAUUUAUUAUACGAUAAAUAUGCUGUUUACGUAGACAUUAAUGAUCAUUUAGUGCAAUAUUCUAAAGUUGAUGAUGAUGAUACUUCACGAAAAGGAACCGAGAAGGAUGUAGGCGUGGAUCUUGUGAAAUCGCUUCAUAACACAAAGUAUACCGUUGAUGAGAAGUUAAACAAAAGUUCUAUAAACUUAUUCAGUCAAAAAAGUUAUAAUUCAAAAGAAAUUACGAACGGUGAUGAUGAAGAUCAUGAUAAGUUAAUAGAACCUGUGGAGGAAUUCGAUACUGUUGAUUCCGAUGACGAAAGUGAUGACUCAGCAGAGCCUAGAAGCCUUAAAUCAAAUAAUCGUAACAAGACACUUGUGGAAAACAAGAUUGAAGAAGAACGGGAGGUUCAUGAGGGAAGGAUUAGGAGAAAAGCAGUUUUCGGGAAUGAAAGCGAGCUCGAUGAUCAAGAGGCCAGUGAUGACGACAAUGAUGAGGAAACAGAGAAUGAUAACUCAAAUUAUGAAUCAUUGUCAUCUGAUGAAGAGGAAGAAGAAGACGAAGAAGAAGAAGAUAUAGAAGAGAAUAUGGGAAAUGCUUCAAAAUGGAAAGAAUCGUUGGUUGAAAGGACGAUAUCAAGGAAAACCACUAAUCUUAUGCAACUUGUGUACGGGAAGUCCGAAACAAAACCAGAUGAUUCUUCUCAUGAAGACAUCGAUGCUGAUGCAAGCGAUGAGGACGACGAGUUUUUCAAGCCCAAAAGUGAAGGAAAUAAGAAAUCUAGUAAGGGGUUGGAGGGAGAUGAAGUAAAUACCGACGAUAGUUCAAAGUUUACCAACUAUGCUAGCAUAAAGGACUGGAAAGACGGAGAAAUAAUCGAAAGUAUUCGUGACCGUUUCGUCACUGGUGAUUGGUCAAAGGCUGCUCAACGAGGAAAAGCUGCUGAUAACGACAAUGAUGAUGGCGAUGAUGAUGACGAUGGUCCUGUUUUCGGUGAGUUUGAAGACUUGGAAACCGGUGAGAAACAUGAAGGAGAGAAAACAGCGGAUGCUAACAAGGAGACUGACGCUGUUGCCGAAGAACGGAGGCUUAAAAAGCUUGCACUUCGUGCAAAAUUCGACGCUCAAUUCGACGGGUCUGAAUCACCUGACGAGGAUGAUGACAAGAACCACAAAGGCAAGGAUAAAGGUCAAGCUAACGAAGGCGGUUUUCUCGAGAAGUUGAAGGAGGAAGCUGAACUUCAGAGGCAGAGAAAUCUAGCGGAACUCAACGAUCUAGACGAAGCCACACGGUUAGAGAUUGAGGGUUACCGCACAGGAACAUACCUCAGAUUGGAGAUCCAUAAUGUUCCUUAUGAAAUGGUUGAUCAUUUUGAUCCCUUUCAUCCGAUUCUUGUCGGUGGAAUCGGCCUCACGGAGGAAAACGUUGGAUACAUGCAGACGAGGUUUAAGCGACAUCGAUGGCAUAAAAAGGUUCUAAAGAAUAAAGAUCCUAUAAUUGUUUCUAUUGGUUGGAGACGAUACCAAACUCUACCGGUUUACGCAAUUGAAGAUGUGAAUGGUCGUCACCGCAUGCUUAAAUAUACUCCCGAACACAUGCAUUGUCUUGCCAUGUUUUGGGGCCCGCUUGCACCCCCAAACACUGGCGUUGUGGCUGUUCAAAAUUUGUCCAACAAUCAGGCGUCAUUUAGGAUCACAGCAACUGCAGUUGUACUGGAGUUCAAUCACGCUGCAAAAAUCGUUAAGAAAAUAAAGCUAGUUGGCGAACCUUGCAAGAUCUACAAAAAAACCGCGCUUAUUAAAAAAAUGUUCACUUCCGAUCUUGAAGUAGCCCGGUUUGAGGGUGCAUCUAUCCGUACGGUUAGCGGAAUCCGUGGGCAGGUCAAGAAGGCUGGAAAGAUCGAGCUUGGUAAUAAGCCGAAAAAGAUGGGAGGACAACCCGAAGAAGGAAUCGCUCGGUGCACUUUCGAGGACAAAAUUUUAAUGAGCGAUAUUGUUUUCCUGCGUGCGUGGGCUCAAGUUGAUGUACCGAGUUUCUACAAUCCGUUGACUACUGCGUUACAACCACGCGGUGACACGUGGCGUGGUGUCAGAACAGUAGCGGAGUUGAGGCGUAGUUAUAAUAUUCCUAUUCCCGACAACAAAGAUUCCCACUACAAGCCGAUUGAAAGGCCAUUAAAGAAGUUCAACCCGAUUGUUGUUCCGAAAUCAUUGCAAAGUGCGCUUCCGUUCCGGUCAAAGCCCAAGGAAACAAAGUCGUCAAACAGGGACAAAAGAGCGGUCGUACCUGAGCCACAUGAACGCGAUGUUCAUAAACUUGUUCAACACUUACAACUGAUUAGGCACAACAAGUUGAAGCAGCAGAAACUAAAGAAACAGGAGCAGAAGAAGAAGCAUGAUGCAGAGAAAGCGAAGGAAGAGUUGGUUACGAAAAAACGUCAGAGAGAAGAAAGACGAGACAGAUAUCGUACACAAGACAAGCUACAGAAGAAGAUGCGCAGAGAGUGAGUUGCGUGUUAUUUUUUGUCGCGUCUUUCGAGGGUUUACAACAUUCGGAUAAAAUCAAAUGCGGUUUAAUUUUUAUGGUUUAUGCCAAGUUUUGAUUUUGUUGAGUUAGAUAUGAAAGUUCAGUUGAUGAUAUUUUCUUGUAUUACCUGGUUUUGUGGAGUCAAAUUAUUAAACACGGCCCAUAAUUUGUUGCAAUUGGAAACAAAAACAUAAAUAUUUUUCGUUGUAGAAUGGAUGGAGUAUGAAUGAAUUUCUUUAUUUCCCAA